Ceratitis capitata (Mediterranean fruit fly) is the source of this 6631-nucleotide messenger RNA. It is a transcript of the gene SCAP, whose product is annotated as sterol regulatory element-binding protein cleavage-activating protein. NCBI's taxonomy places the organism in Eukaryota, Metazoa, Arthropoda, Insecta, Diptera, Tephritidae. The record is from RefSeq and is a predicted model, not a curated record. Gene Ontology annotation, molecular function: protein binding; sterol binding. The coding region runs from base 1578 to 5609 and encodes 1343 amino acids. Gene Ontology annotation, biological process: SREBP signaling pathway. The transcript is spliced from 9 exons. Gene Ontology annotation, cellular component: Golgi membrane; endoplasmic reticulum membrane.
CAAUUUUGUGCUACUUAAAGAAUUCUUUUAGCUGGCAACUACUAACCGUUUGUUCUUUCCAAUUUUGCACGGAUUUUGUUCUCGGUCAGAACGUUUUUUAACCAGCGCGGAAGUAAAUCGACAAAUUCGUUUUAUUUAAUGAUUUAAUUUGAUUUUUUUUAGUGCUACAAUCUUAUAUACAAAGCAAAAUUAAUAAAUUGUGUGCAAAAAUAUUUGAAAGGUUAAUUGCUAUAAGUGAUUCAUAACUGAUAAAAAAUUUGCAAAGCAGAUGUUCACUGUGUGCUGCUGCUUCCAUCCGACUCAUCUGUGCACCAAGAAUAGUGAAAAAUGCUUAUGAGAAACAACAUGUGUGGGUUGAACACAUUACAGAGCAGUGCAAAAUAUCCAUGCAUACAUAGUAUAAAUAGGGGGUGUUGUGUACAUUAGAUACCUUGGCAUCAAAAAAAAAAAAAUACACAAGAAUUGAGGAAAAGUGUAAAACAAAAAAAACAUGUAUACGAACAGAACAAUAACAAUCAACAUCUGCAGAGGCUUUCAGCUGGUGGUGCUUACGGCAGCCGGCAUAGUGAUUUGAAUUGAUAAUUUAAAAAUAAAAAUAUUUAUCGUCGCGAAACAAAGGUCUGUUAUUGCUUUUUAUGUCUGCACGAAGAUAUGUAUAUGUACGUACAUACGUAUAAAUUUGCAAAACUAUAAUUUGAUAAGAAUAACGCGAAUCGUUAAAGUAAAUAAGCUGAAUUGAAAUGAAAUUGAAAGCCACAAAAGAAAAAGAAACGACGAAAAUAAAUCAUUCUAAUUGGAAAUUCAAUUAAAGAUAGUGGUGCAGUGAAGCAUAAAUUUGAAUAAAUUUAAUAGUGCACGAAAACGUGCAUACAUUGUUGAAUACAUAUCAAAUUCCAUUGACUAUUAAGUUUUUUGUUUUGUGAGUUAAAAAAUCAAUAAACUACGCAUUCUUUAGUUUUUCUCCGCUAAUAUAUAAUUUGAGUGUAUCAAUCUGUGUUUAUUAAACUGCAAUAGUUGUAUACACAAAAAAAAACUAAUAAAUUUACGUCAUUUACAGGUGCGUGCGCAAUUCUUUGAAAUAGUUGCGUAAUUAUAUUAAAAUGGCAUGAAAUUGCAUACAUGUCACUAUAUGCGUGUGUGUGUGCAUUUCUCUUGUUGAUAGGCCAUUUGAAAAAUGUUUAUUAAAAAAAAGUUACGAAAACGCAUAUGUACAGUAUACACGUACAAAAAUAAUUCGCAAAAUAAAAUGAAUUAACAUUUUUCUAAAUAAAUAAAACACUACGGAUGGAGCCCGAAAGUGACGCGUGUACGUUAACCGCAUUUUACGUACAUAUGCAUAUGUACAUACAUAUAUUUUUCAACAAAGUUAUAUAAAAAUAAAAGUGAAAACAAAUAAACCACAAAGAAAAAGACCCUUGUCAUUCUAUUAUAACGCUAAACAAUACUUACACACGUAUACCAGCUCGCGUACAUGAGAACGCCGGCUAUAUGUUACCUAUGUACAUAUAAGCAUGCUGUUGCAGUACCAGCUAAGUUGGCAAAUAAAAUAAUAAACAAAUCUUUCAUAACACUCGAAUAUGCCAGCUGUUGACUCCUCCAAAGUAUUUGGUAAUUCGAGUACAUACGAAUAUAUUAAAACAACACCAUUAGUAACAAUGACCACAACAUCCGGUGGUAUGUCCAGUUUGGGCAAUACUGGCGGUAGUUCUGCCAAUAAACGUACUUCUUCAAAUGAAUCAUCUGGUCUUCCUGAUGCUGUUUCGCAUUUCUACUAUAAACAUGGUCUCUUCCUAUCCAGCUAUCCAACAUGUGCCACUAGCAUUGCUAUUAUGGCAAUAUUACUAUCAUGUUACCCGCUCAUCAAUGUGCCGCUGCCCGGUACAAUACCCACAAAAAUAAUGCUACCCUUCGACGGCCGUUACUCACUCUUCACAGAGCAACCACAACAAAACGUCUCAUUGGUGCGGAAUUUCUUUAGUCCACCGAUUAGUAAUAAUUUCAGUUAUGAUCCACCAUUUCCAUGGGCGAAAAGCACGCCCAUAUUCUAUGUGCAGCAGAUUAUGUUGCGCACUAGUGUGCUACCCUGGACCGAGGAAUUGCAAUUAAUGGACGCAUAUCGUGCGCCGCUCUACGAAGUCUUUAAAUUGUUGGAAAUUAUACGAAAUCACGAAAGCGCCGAGAAUAAACGCACAUUGGAUCAAUCUUGUUGGCAUGUGGACAAUGUUAAGCGUAAGCGCGCUGAGAAAGUCUUAUUUCCCGAAUAUAAUUGUUUGGUAUUAUCGCCGGCGAAUUUUUGGUCGCAAGAUAUACAAAAUUUCACCAAAGACUCGAAUUUAUUAAAUACCAUCUUUCAGUAUCAUAAUCUUCAAAAAACCAAAGUCUCCAUUGCCGAAAUGCUCUUCGGUGUACCAAUGCAAGAUACCGGCUUAAAGCGUUAUCCACUCCGCUCACGUUCGCGUAUAAUACAAUAUGCCAUCACAUUGAUAAUAAAACAAAAUGACCAAGAGUACUUGAGCACGCUAAAAGAAAAACUCUUCCAAUACUAUUCACCACUACAGUUGAAAGCCAAAACCACUGAGCAGUCGUCGGACACACCAUCGUCAACAACGUCCACGUCACAGGGCAAUCAACGAGGUGAAAAAUCCGCCAUUACAUACAUUUUCUAUCCGGACGAGUUUAAAUUGUGGGAGUUCAUGCCGCUUGCCAUUGCAUUUAUUGUGCUCUUCUUUUAUAUGUACUUCUCGGUGCGUAAAAUCGAAAUUAUACGCUCGCGUUUCUUACUUGCAUUCUGUUCUGUUAUAACAGUACUCGGCAGCCUGACCAUGUCGCUGGGUGUUUGCUCAUUUUUCGGUCUAACCAUUAGUCUACAAUCGAAGGAUGUCUACCCCUAUUUGGUUAUCUUAGUUGGUUUGGAGAAUUGUCUCGUCAUAACGAAGAGCGUCGUCUAUACGCAGGAAACCUUCGAUGUGAAGAUACGUGUGGCCAAAGCGCUCAGUAAAGAGGGUUGGCAUAUUACCAAAACCCUGCUGACAGAGAUUACCAUACUCACCAUUGGUUGCAUCACAAUGGUGCCGGUCAUACAGGAAUUCAGCAUUUUCGCCAUUGUCGGUUUACUUUCAGAUUUCAUGCUGCAAAUGUUGCUCUUCUCCACCAUACUCGCCAUGAAUGUCAAAUUGCCGGAGUACACGACCGAAGCCAAGCAUUUGCCGAAAAUGAUGUUUAGAUGCACCAUGACCAAUAGUACAGCCACACCGCCGCCUGGUGGUUUCGGUAUGCUACCGAACGGACGCAACGAUUAUCGUUUCUUUGACAAGAGCACACCAUAUGCAUCGCUGGCUGGUGACGUGUCAGCGGCGGCGCCUUACUCUGCCUUAGGCAGCAGCGGUUUCGGCAUGUUUCAUCGUUCACAAUCGCAUCCCAAGCUGAGUUUUGCCGAUUUAAAUGCGCAUCCGGCCGAUUUGACCGUGAAAACCGGCAUACAAGCCAAUAAAGACGGACGCAUACCGAAGCGUCUGCGCAUCGUUAACUUCUGGGCACGCACACGUUUCUUUCAACGCGCUUUCAUGAUAUGGAUGAGUGUUUGGAUUUGCACGAUCGUUUACAAUUCCGGCUGUUUGGAGAAUCUCUUUGCCAUGGACAGCAAUCGCACGGCAUUUGGUAAUGACGAGGCGCAACGGUUUGUGAAGACCAAUGAACAAAGUGCAGUCUCGAGUUUCUUCACCAACAUGCAACAUGCCAUACACGGCACAGCAGCAGCAACUGUGCAGCAGAGUGAGGCAACAAGUGGUAAUAGCGUUGGCACAAAGGGACAACGUAUUGGUCGCAAUGGCAAAGGUGAGAAGUCAACGCAAAGCAAACUUAAAGGCAAGAGCGGCGAGAAUGAUACAGACGUCGAAUUGCGUCGUCUGCGCUAUCCGGACUUCGAAAUGAAUUACUUUCUCUCCAAUUUUCAUUGGUCUGCCAUCAUGAAGCAAUAUAAUAUUUCCUUAAGUGGCCGCUACAUUACACUCCUACCCACCAUUAAGCUAUCACAUCCGAUUAGCGCCGAAGCGGCGGUGCUCAUACGCAAUCCCAAAGAGAAGGUUAUGCAAAACUUUCAAUGGAAAGCGCUGGCCGCUGCACUCGAUCCCAUUGAUUUCAAUGACGAUGAACGUCGCGAGUCGCCAAUGGUAUUCCCAGGCGGCACACCACUCUAUCCCAAGAGUCCAAUGGAAUUUUUCUUUGUCAUUUCCAUGUGUUUAAUCAGCAUUUUCGUACUCAGCUACACUAUGGUGGUCUUCUAUCGGUGCAUUUGUACGCGUAACUACGCCGAAUGGCGUUCCAGUUGGUAUGAAUCCUCGGAGAUACAACAAAAAACCGAGCAUAUACUCGAGGGUGUGCCCACAAAAAUCGCUGGACACAAGCACACCAUCGAAUGUCUCAUCUCGGACGGUUCACAUAUUAUCAGCUGCUGCUUGCGUGGUCAGAUAAAGGUGUGGGAUGCGCGCAGCGGUGAGAAUGUGUCCACCAUUCAGCGUGAGCAUAUGCAAAUAGCGACGAAACGUGAGGGUAGCGCAGAGGUAGUACUGGAGCGUUUGCCGCAUUCGCCGAUUUGGUGCAUGAACGCAUUCGAUAAUCUUGUGGCUGUUGGCUGUGCCAAUGGCCGCAUCGAGCUGUGGGAGACGCCUGAAGGCGCUUUGAAGUGCAUUUCACCGGGCGAACUAAAGUCUAAUCAGGGCAUAACUCAUAUAUAUUUAAAUGGUGAUCGCGUCAUUGUGGCACGUUUAUGUGGUCGCUUAGAGUUCUUUCGCUUAGAAACCUACUGUAAGGGUCAGCAAAUCGAUUGGAAUUUCACCUCAGCAUAUAGAAGAACUCACACACGCACCAGCUCGGCAGGUAGCAUUGGCCUAAUGCAUCACCACGCGCAACAGCAACAGCAACGCAGCUAUUUAUCUGGUCAAUCGCCGCCACCCUCUACUAAAGAAGAGAUGAAAAUUACACUGGAGGCAGUGCGUUUUGCACAUCAACAGCCCAUCACCUGCAUGGAGGUGUCCAAUGGCAUGGUAUUUACCGGCAGUCAGGAUCACACGCUAAAAGUGUACAGUCUGACGAAUGCCAACAUCGAAUAUGCCUUACACGGUCACUGCGGCCCGAUAACAUGCCUUUUUGUUGACCAUUGGCAACCGGGCACCGGUGGCUCAGGCUCCCAGGAUGGCAUGUUGUGCGUAUGGGAUUUAUUCACGGGCGCAUGCAUGUAUAAUAUCCAAGCACACGAUGGCGCUGUCACGGCGUUGGUGUGCGCACCCACAUAUGUUAUAUCUUUAGGCGUUGAUGAGCGUAUUUGUGUGUGGGAACGUUUUCAAGGUAACCUCCUGACUACCAUCAAUAUAUUGAACGCCUAUUCGAGUUUGCUGAUGUUAACACCUUCGUUGCUGGUCACUUGUAAGAGCGGUUCCCUGAUCGUUUGGGAUGUACGCACCGGUGAACCGGCACGUGAAGUUAAACUCGAUCGUGCGAAUUCGUUAUUGUCUCCCAAAACUUUAAUGCUUGCCGGCGAUGCUGUGGUAUGUGAUUAUGGCAAUGAGUUGCGUGUGGUACGUUUUCCUAUUGUCUCGGAUAAAUAUAGUUGAACUAAAUGGAAGAGACUGGCUGAUGAAUCAAAAAAUAAUUAAUAAUACAUUAAUACAUGCAUAUGUAAUAAUUAAUAGUGCGUCCACACAUAACUUUGAUGGCAGGUAAAAUAGUUAUUUAAUAUGCUAUACACAUACGUCCAUGACACACAUACACACACACACAUAUAUAUAUAUAUAUAUAUAUAUAUAUAUAUAUAUAUAUAUAUAUAUAUACACACACAGAGAGACAAGAAAUCACUGGAAGCCCGACGUCUUAUAGGCUGUGGGCAACGCCUUGUAACGCUCAUCUAAGAUGACAAAGGAAAUUAAUUAUAUACAUACAUAUAUACUGCGUAGUUAUGCAUUCAAAAGUAACAAAAAAAAAACAUUUUUAAUGAAUUUAAACGCUUCUCACUUAUUUUAAUUUCGUAUACGUAGUUAUGUAAAGUUAAGAGCGCAUAUUGUCCUAUACAAGUUAAAUACACUCACAUCGACAUAAGUUUUUUUUUUUUUAGUUUUUAAGCACGUCAUUGCUUUAAAAUAUUUUUUUAUAAAUCCAUUAAUGGUGAUACUCUAUACCUUUUUUUAUAAUUAAUUUAUCUAUGUGUAAGUUUUCAACUCCCAUUCUUUAGUCGCCUAAUCGAACUAAAGAGUUAAUUUCAUUUAAGUUUUGCUCCAAACUCUAAACUUUUAAGGUUUUCUAAAUAUUUUAUUCGCGCAGUAGUUUCAAGAGUAUCUUUGUCUUAGCAUUUUAUGAUUUGGAAUUCGUCUUUGUGCCUUUUGUUAACUGAACUGACUUUCACGCUUAAUUGUAAGUUUCAUUGAAUUAAAAAAAAAAAAUUAUUUAAAAUUGUUUUUAAAACUUCGAUUUAUUAUGAUAUACACAUACCAUAUUAGUUUUUGCCCACUGACCGGCGUUUUAGCUGUUUAUUUAACUUUUAACGAUAGGCUAAGUAAUGGAAAUUGUAAUAAGAAACAAUAAUAAAUACGUAUGUAAGAUAUAUUAUAUGUAUACAUACAUAUGAAUGUAUUUUUGCUAA